CCAAGGUCACAGAUGGAAGUGAUGGAAAUGUCAGGUCUUUUUCAGGAUAGCGAGCAGCCAGGAGAAAUAUAGUGGAAAAUGCAAAACAACGAAAUUAUAAAACCUGCCAAAUACUUUUCGGAAUUGGAAAAGAGCAUCCUGCUUGCUUUGGUAGAAAAGUACAAAUAUGUGCUGGAAUGUAAGAAGAGCGACGCGCGAACUAUUGCCCUCAAGCAGCGGACCUGGCAGGCGCUGGCCCACGAGUACAACUCCCAGCCAAGCGUGUCGCUGCGGGAUUUCAAGCAGCUGAAGAAGUGCUGGGAGAACAUCAAGGCUCGGACCAAAAAGAUUAUGGCCCAUGAGAGGAGAGAGAAGGUGAAACGGAGCGUCAGCCCUCUCCUGAGCACCCACGUCCUCGGGAAGGAGAAGAUCGCCAGCAUGCUGCCCGAGCAGCUCUACUUCCUGCAGGGCCCCCCAGAGGAGGAGCCCGAGUUCCACCCCGACGGCGCAGCCCCAGAAUCAUUUGCUGUUUCAAAUAGAGAACUGUGCGAUGAUGAGAAAGAGUUCAUACAUUUUCCAGUGUGUGAGGGGACCUCUCAACCUGAACCCUCGUGUUCAGCUGUCAGAAUAACAGCCAAUAAACACUACAGGAGCAAAACCUCUCAGGAAGGUGCUUUAAAAAAGAUGCAUGAGGAAGAACACCAUCAACAAAUGUCCAUCUUACAGCUGCAGCUGAUACAGAUGAAUGAGGUGCAUGUGGCCAAAAUCCAGCAGAUAGAGCGGGAGUGUGAGAUGGCAGAGGAGGAACACAGGAUAAAAAUGGAAGUUCUCAAUAAAAAGAAGAUGUAUUGGGAAAGGAAGCUACAAACUUUCACCAAGGAGUGGCCUGUCUCCUCAUUUAACCGGCCCUUUCCCAAUUCACCCUAAGACUGUGAGGGGCAGCUCCCUUGUAACCUAUCUGCGUCGGCAAAGAAAGCCCGGAACAUGAACUUGUGGUCAGUAACUUGUAACAGAGCUACAACUAGGAACCUUAGAGUGGUAGUAGGCACGUAUUUAAGAAUACAUUCAGGUAAACUGCUGCACCCCGUGUACCCCCUUCAGUGGCAAAGAAGCUGAUCCAGUCUCCCGAAAAUUAUCACGAUGAGUGCUAUAAUUCUGAAUGUAAUGUCUCUUAAUUAGAACUCAUACAAGAACCAUGUGCGAGUGGUGGUGUUGUAUUUUUUUAAUCAGAUGCAAGUGUGACUAUAGAGGAGUGUGGCUGAUUUGGUUUUUUUUUAAUAGACAGCAGAACUUUCUAUCCAAGUGAACGUUUUCCUGUUGAAAGUGGCUGAAAGUCCCAGGAAGCCACAGGAUUCUCCAGUGGUGACGCUGUUGUUCAGAACCCUCUGGAGGUCUUUAGGGAACCUCCACGAGAGCCUUUUUCCCCUUUUUUCCCCCACGGGUCAUUCUUUGAGUGGCAUUUCUGAUUUUAAACAGCCCAGCAUUUGGAAGGAUAUUUUCUCAUGUGGCUCAUGAACUGCCUUUGAAGCCUCUCCCCAAAGAGGGAUUCCAAAUAAUGGCUCCAACAGCGGUAGCUUCGUUGGAAUGAAGGAUGCAACUGCUUUGAGGGACAAAGGACCAUUUAGAUUUCUAUCACCUGUCAUGUUUGUUUUAUUAAAAGAGAAGACUUGCAGUUUUAUAGUCACACUGUGUAUGUUUUUAAAGGUGCUGCCAACUCCCCAGUGCUCAUUUUUGCUUUCCCUCUAUAGUUUCCUCCCAACUUUGUGCUACUGAGUUCAUGGGUGCCCUGUUUUCAUUUGUCGGCCACCUACGGAAAGGCCCGCCCCUCACCAUGCUCAUGGUGCUGACUGUUAGUAAUGCUGUGGAGUUUCCAUCGCACAGUUAGCGUUGGGCUUUUUAAGAACCCAUUACCAACGAAUUUGGAAAUAUGGAUUGGCAAAUGGAUAUUUUGAUUGAGUAGUGAGAUAGCUUGUCCUGGAGCCUCGUGUUAAAAACAGUUCUGGGAUGUUGGGCACAGCAGUAGUUGAAAUAAGAAAAGUGACACUUGCGUGCCAAGGCAGGUCAGCAAUUUCUGAGUGUGAAAUUUCAAGGCUACGUGGUGGAGAAAGAAAAGCACGUGUGGCAGAGGCUAUGUAGAGGGGUGUAGGAUGAGGAGUCGAGGCCUGAAUUCUGGUCUUGGCUCUGCCUCAAAGUGCUAUGUGACCUGGAAUAACUCCUUUUAAUCAGUGCCUGUAGUCUUUCCUGUCCAUAUAGCAAGGGUGUUGGUCUAGGUAAUGUUCAGAAUCUUCUACAUCUCCUUGACUGAGGUGUGGGGUCUGCAUGGUCUCGGAUGGAUACUGCUAACAUCGUAAUUGUCACGAGGGUGUGGGUCAGUAGGGAACAAUUGAUUACUGCCUUGGUUCUGCUUCCUGCCUUCCUAAGUUUGGAAUUUGGGUCCUGGGGACUCUAAGUUGAGUAGGAUAAACAGAUACUUGUUAUUUACGCACUACAUAAAACUUAGAUGGAUAUCAACUUAUACUCUGAUCAUAUUUUAAAUAUCUUAGAGGAACUGGUUAUUUGAAGGAAAGCUAUAAAGACUAGAUUUGAAAGAUAGGAUCCUUUUGUGAGGAUUUGUAUUCUUAAUUUCAUCUUUACCAAAUGGACCCUUUAGAGAAAAAGCAUCUAGAUAAAGUCCCAAGCUUCAAUGGUUUAUGGAAGACAGAACUUGACUCUCCAUGCCCUCCUGCCUGCUCAGGAUGAGGGUAAGGAACGGCGGGCCCUCAACACAGAUGUGAACAGAGUAAAGUUUCCCUUUGCUUCCCCUACGGAUCCAUCUGGGAAUCUUGUUAAUACGCAGCUCUGGGGCCUGAGGCUUUGCAUUUCUUACACGCUCCCAGGCUUUGCCAGUGCUGCUUGUCUGGGGCCCACACUUCCGUAUAGCAAGGUUUUUUAGAGGAUUUUGUGAAGUUUUCACUUGUCAUCCUCCCCAGACCCUCCCAAACAGGGUUAGGUACACUCUAUAGCAGUGUGCUGGACAUUAUCCUCUCUCAGAAUUUACCACUUAAGCCACACACAGCAAUGCAGAACAACACAAAACACGCUCACACACAUAAUGAAACUAUAAAAACAUAGAACAAAUUCCUAACCAAAUAAAAGAUAAUUAAACUGAAGCCUAAAGUACACGUGCUCUACUGUUAAUGGUAUUUAUGAGUUUGUAACAGUAGUUUUCAACCUUGGCUAUGCAUAAAAAUAGUAUUUUGUAAAUAAUUAGUCCCACCUGGUCCCACUCCCAGAGGAUUCUGAUUCAGUUGACCCGGGUUGAGGCCUUGUCCUCUACAUUUUUCAAAGGGUUAUUGGAGAUUAUGAUGCACUGGGAUUGAAAACUAGUGGUGUAGAGUUCACAGUUACAUCUGAUUUGAUCCUUAAUCCUGUGAGGUCAUGCAGAAGUCAGGAAAUGAAGCUCAGAGAAGAACCAUCCGGUACCAGACCAGUAGGUUGUAAAUGGCAAAGCAGGAGCUCCCUCCUAGGUCUCUCGACUCAAGUCCCACCUGCCUAUGCCUAUCCCAUCCCUCAAAGUCAUAUCAUGAUUUGUUUGAUCCUGAGAGAUCACACCUACAGUGUACUUUGGUGUCUCCAUUCAUGGACAGGAAUAUGUUCAUUUCACCGUUGAGCAGUUCCUUAGCUGACGUGGAAAUGUAGUAACCAUUUCUUGGUAGAUGCUGUAGGAAAUAGACACAUUUUAAGACAGUUCACCAUCCCCACUCUGCCCAAUUGUGGUAAGACUUAGAGCUGUCACGUAUCCAUCAGUGCAUGUCUUCAAGUGCAUUUGCAGCUCAGAGCAAAUGCCACCUCCUCUGGGAAGAAAAACCUCCUGGAAGAGGGGGCAUCUGAGCUAAGUAAGUCUUUUUAGAGUUGGCAUUUGGACAGCGGGAGAUUCAGAAAGAAGAGAACCUUUGCUAGAUACAAGGUCCUGUGGAAGAUUCAAGAUGAUGAGACAUAAUUGGGAGGCAGAACACGGUGAAUUUCCAAAUCGGGCAGCAGCCCGAACACUGUGCUCCAGGAGGAAGAUAAGAAGGUACAACCAGAGUUUAGAGAAGUCUGGAGUCUAGGAGAUGAGAUGGGAGGGUCUGGCCCUGGUCAGGAUGAGAUGAUAGGAGGAGCUAGAGGAGGCUGUUGUCGGACUGAGGGAGACCAAUGUGAAGGGCACUGCAGAGGUGAACCAGUCAGGCUUGGCAGGUGAUUGCUCUUGUUGGGGAGGAGGGGUGGCGUGUUAAAGCCACAUGCCUGAAAGAACCAUGCUGCUGACUGAAAUAAAGAAAAGAUGCAUUUCUGGCUCUGACCCAACCCCGGAGGGGCGGAGCAAUGAAGUAACGCUGCUGCCUGCCAUGGGAUGGGAGGGAGCACCGCCACCCACCUCUGCUGUGGCUGGCCCCUCUUUGCUCUGACUUCUGCCUCUUCUACCUGUCCCUCGGGUGACACUUGAGCCUGGGGUCUUCAUCAGCCCCCUCAUUUGGUGCUGCCUUGGCCACCAGUACCUCCGGUGCAGCUGGUGGUGCGUGUCACCAUCACGUAUAAUGGCUCUGCACUAGAAAGAUCCGAAAAGGUCCUUCCUUUAGUGUCCCAUGUUGGCAUUGUCCAAGAGGGGCUGUGCCUGCCCAUGUACGCCCAGUACAGAAAAUCUUGAAAUCCAUUGACUUUUGUUGUUGUCGGAAGAAAGACUAGAGGAAGAGGCAGCGUGGUGGGAGGGUGCAUUUGAGUUGUCAACAACCUCUGCAGUGUCAGGUCAAUUACAUCAGCACUUGGUCUGGGCCAGGGGAGAGGAAUGACUCUGCCUCCUGGGAAUGUCAGAAGGACCUGAUAAUUAUAUUUGGCAAAGCCACGAGGAACGGCUCUGUAAUGUCAUUGCAAAGAAUUACCCUUUUAAUAGCAUUUCUGGGUGUCUGAGCUUUUCCGAUGGAGUGACACUUCUUUUCUGCUGUGGCUUUCUUCUUGACUGGGCUGCCUCCAGCGGGUCCUCCUGUUCUUCCCCACCCUUGCUUUGAUACCGUUUUGUGUUUUCUGUCCUCCGCCUUCCAGCCCUGUUCCUCCAGCCCCCUCCUCCCAUACCCACCACAGCUCCUACUCUCCCCUGUUUUAGAAAUGGAGUCAUGAGAGAAUGUGUGUGAGGGAAAUAUUGGCCAAAGGGCCGCAUGUUCAACAUCUGGGGUCAACAAGGUGAAGCAUAGCCUUAGACUAGCCAGACUAAGGACAACCUGCUUCUAUGCUGCGUCUGUGACUUUUGUGUUGGUGGGACUCGGAGUCACGGGGCAAGAUCACCAGUGAUCUGUGACAGCAACAGUGUCUUUUCCUAUUCGUGCCAUAUAUUAUUCCCUUCAACACAAUUUACAAUCUUCGCCUCCAUUUCUCUAUCUGUGAAAGUGGUGUAAUACUUAUCUACCUCCCUUAAAUGUUGUGAAGAUUAGUCUAUGUUAGUAAAGCACUUUUGAAAUAAAGAGUGAUGUAAAGCAUUUUAA
Molecule: messenger RNA, 5471 nt
Organism: Suricata suricatta (meerkat)
Lineage: Eukaryota; Metazoa; Chordata; Mammalia; Carnivora; Herpestidae
Product: myb/SANT-like DNA-binding domain-containing protein 3
Exons: 4
Coding region: 79-906 (275 amino acids)
Molecular function (GO): protein binding
Source: RefSeq, a predicted model, not a curated record